AUGGACUUACUUUACCUGAACACGCUACAGAAUCUAACGUUGCUGCCGGGCAGCUUUGUCGGCCAGUGCAUUGAUCAGCUCAACGCUUUGUACGACAUGGAACUUAAUGUGUACGUCGAGUUUGGAAACAAGUCGCUUUUUGAUAAUCUGAUGCCAACUAGAGAACCUGCCAUACCAACACUUCGGAUUAGCAAUGCGACGCUGCAGCUUGUGCUUAAUGGCAACUUUAGUGAACGUGCUCUGACCAUCAUAUUUCUAGAGGACGCGCAUGCUUUUAGCAUGGUUAACUAUCUCACCACCUGGCUGUGGCGUGCUCAGCAACUGCAGGUGCUCAUCAUUUAUCCGGCGGCCACGCCGGGUAAGUUGUUUCAGCUCUUUGCGCAUUGCUGGCGUCAGGGAAUGGUGCACAUUCUGGUGGUCUUGCCGCGCACUCAGGAGCUGUAUAGCUAUAUGCCGUAUCCGAAACUACGACUGCUGGAGAUGGAAACCACGCUACAGUAUUUUCAUCGCACGCGUGGCUUGCUUUGGGAUUUUCAUGGGUUUAAGAUAACUUGUGGCAUUCUUCCGAGCGGCGCACCGAGGGCCUUUCUUUUUAGAGACCAUCGAAAACGUGUUAUAUAUGCUGGUUAUAUGCUGCGUAUGGUACUGGACUUUAUUGGCCACUACAAGGGCAGCAUACGAACUCGCACGCUGGAUACCUUGAAGGAAGCUAAUGAAGCGCUUAGCACUCGUAUCGUCGACUUUUUACCGUAUCUGCUGGCAGAGACACCGAAUUUCACGGGCAGUGUUGUCCUCUGGCAUGAGAACAGUUUUCUAAUGGCACCAUCAGCUAAGCUGUUGCCCAGGUAUAUGUAUCUGCUGAAGCCUUACAGCUGGGUCACCUGGCUGGCAUGUGUGGCCAUGUUGAGCUACUGUAGUGCUGCAUCAUUUCUGCUCUCUCAGGGAGGCAGCACGUUGAGUGGCGCCUUUCUGGAAAUUUUGCGCUUAUCGCUCUUUCUGCCACCUGGCAGAGAUCUGAUUGCUCCACCUGCGCCACGUCGCCUGCUGCUUUACAUUAUAAUGACAGUAGCUGGGUUAAUGCUAACCAAUCUUUACCUGGCGCAGCUAUCCAGCAAUUUGGCGGCGGGCCUCUAUGAAAGGCAGCUGAACACCUUCGACGACUUGAAGGACACGGAUUACGAGUUGCCGCAAGAGGAAGUCGAAUUGAACUUUUUACACAAGCUGCCCGAUCUGCAUCCGCAGCUUGUCAAACGUCUGGUAGUCACACCGGAGCAGCUGGUGGAUAAAUAUCGACUCGAACUGAACACCAGCAUGCUGCACAACGGUUUUGAAGAUAGCAUUGAGUUUGCACUGUACCAGCAAAAGUUUUUACGCGUUCCAUUAUUCCACAAGCUACCGAAGAUCAUCUACCAGCAGCCCUUCUUCAUGCCCGCGGCCUAUGGGCGCCCCUACCUAAAGAUCUUCAAUUGGUAUGUGCGGCGCAUGUUCGAGGGCGGAAUCUUGCUCAAGAUGAAAAGCGAUGGGUUUGCCCAUGGGAUUCAGAGCGGACGUUUGCGCUUUGUAAACCGUGCCAGAUACCAGGAAGUGAAUUCCAAUGAUCUGGAGUACUACUAUGCGGCAGCUGGAGUUUGGCUAUGUGGCAUAUUGUUAUCCACUGCAUGCUUUAUCUAUGAGCGUUGGCUGGGCUCCAAUUCCUGA
This is a messenger RNA of Drosophila novamexicana, 1698 nucleotides long. RefSeq lists its product as uncharacterized. The transcript has a single exon. The record is from RefSeq and is a predicted model, not a curated record. Lineage: Eukaryota; Metazoa; Arthropoda; Insecta; Diptera; Drosophilidae. Bases 1 to 1698 code for a protein of 565 amino acids.